Messenger RNA from Dovyalis caffra, 1164 nucleotides. NCBI's taxonomy places the organism in Eukaryota, Viridiplantae, Streptophyta, Magnoliopsida, Malpighiales, Salicaceae. The record is from the annotation of a GenBank genome assembly.
AUGGGCGGAGUCACUUCAACAAUUGCCGCGAAGUUCGCUUUCUUUCCACCAAGUCCUCCUUCUUACACGGUGGUAACUGAUGAGUCUUCCUCCGCUGUGUCUGGUGGUGGUGCUGCUACGAGGCUGUGUAUACCGCAGGUGCCGAGGAAGGAUGACGUGGAUGUUUUGAAGUUGAGGACUCGGCGUGGAAAUGAAAUCGUGGCUGUUCAUAUUAAGCAUCAAAGAGCUUCAGCUACUUUGUUGUAUUCUCAUGGAAAUGCAGCUGAUUUGGGCCAAAUGUUUGAGCUUUUUGUUGAAUUGAGUAAUCGCCUUCGCAUUAAUCUCAUGGGAUACGAUUAUUCUGGCUAUGGGCAAUCGAGUGGAAAGCCAACUGAAUGUAAUACAUAUGCGGACAUAGAUGCGGCAUAUAAAUGCCUCAAGGAGCAGUAUGGGGUUAAAGAUGAUCAACUAAUAUUGUAUGGUCAGUCUGUUGGUAGUGGUCCCACUGUCGACCUUGCUUCACGUUUACCAAACUUGAGGGCUGUGGUUCUACAUAGCCCAAUAUUGUCUGGGAUGAGGGUAUUGUACCCAGUCAAAAGGACUUACUGGUUUGACAUUUACAAGAACAUUGACAAAAUUGGUAUGGUGAACUGUCCGGUUCUCGUAAUUCAUGGAACAUCAGAUGAAGUUGUUGAUUGCUCUCAUGGGAAACAGCUUUGGGAGCUUUGCAAAGAGAAAUAUGAACCAUUGUGGAUCAAUGGAGGCAAAUCGAAAACAGCUACAAGCAGUUCUAAGAAAACAACAGAGUCCGAAAAUCAGAACAAAACAUCUGAGAGUGGAAGUUCAGACACUUUUGAAUUGGGUGACCUUCCUGAAAUCUCUAGAAAUAGUUUAGAUAGUAGGCUUGAGAAGUCAAAGAAGCCAAAUAAACCUGAAAAGUCUCGGAUGAGCACUGACCGUGUUGAUAGAUUUAGAAGAAGAAAAGGCUUGAUGAAAGGAAUACAUGUCAGAAAAGGGAGGGACUAUUCACCAACCGAUUACAAAGACGAUGAGAACACUAGAGAUGUUCAGGCAACUGAAACAAAAGCCCAAGUGGCUUUCAAUCAGAAAACCUAUCGUACUCAAUUCCGUCGACAACUGCUACCCAUUUAUGAUGCGCUUCCUGCUACGGUUCUUCUUGAGUGA